GUGGUGCGGGGAGGAGCAGGGAUCUUGGCAGCGGGCGAGGAGGCUGCGAGCCAGCCGCGAACCGAGCGGGCGGCGGGCGCGCGCACCAUGGGGGAGAAACCCGGCACCAGGGUCUUCAAGAAGUCAAGUCCUAACUGCAAGCUGACCGUGUACUUGGGCAAGCGGGACUUCGUAGAUCACCUGGACAAAGUGGACCCUGUAGAUGGCGUGGUGCUUGUGGACCCUGACUACCUGAAGGACCGCAAAGUGUUUGUGACCCUCACUUGCGCCUUCCGCUAUGGCCGCGAAGACUUGGAUGUCCUGGGCUUGUCCUUCCGCAAAGACCUGUUCAUCGCCACCUACCAGGCCUUCCCCCCAGUGCCCAACCCGCCCCGGCCCCCCACCCGCCUGCAGGACCGGCUGCUGAGGAAGCUGGGCCAGCAUGCCCACCCCUUCUUCUUCACAAUACCCCAGAAUCUGCCAUGCUCCGUCACACUGCAGCCAGGACCAGAGGAUACGGGGAAGGCCUGCGGCGUAGACUUUGAGAUUCGAGCCUUCUGUGCUAAAUCACUAGAAGAGAAAAGCCACAAAAGGAACUCUGUGCGGCUGGUGAUCCGAAAGGUGCAGUUUGCCCCGGAGAAACCCGGCCCCCAGCCUUCAGCUGAAACCACACGCCACUUCCUCAUGUCUGACCGGUCCCUGCACCUCGAGGCUUCCCUGGACAAGGAGCUGUACUACCAUGGGGAGCCCCUCAGUGUAAAUGUCCACGUCACCAACAACUCCACCAAGACCGUCAAGAAGAUCAAAGUCUCUGUGAGACAGUACGCCGACAUCUGCCUCUUCAGCACCGCCCAGUACAAGUGUCCUGUGGCUCAGCUCGAACAAGAUGACCAGGUAUCUCCCAGCUCCACGUUCUGUAAGGUGUACACCAUAACCCCGCUGCUCAGCGACAACCGGGAGAAGCGGGGUCUUGCCCUGGAUGGGAAGCUCAAGCACGAGGACACCAACCUGGCUUCCAGCACCAUCGUGAAGGAGGGUGCCAACAAGGAGGUGCUGGGAAUCCUGGUGUCCUACAGGGUCAAGGUGAAGCUGGUAGUGUCUCGAGGCGGGGAUGUCUCUGUGGAGCUGCCUUUUGUUCUCAUGCAUCCCAAGCCCCACGACCACAUCCCCCUCCCUAGACCCCAGACAGCCGCUCCAGAAACAGACGUCCCUGUGGACACCAACCUCAUCGAAUUUGAUACCAACUAUGCCACAGAUGAUGACAUUGUAUUUGAGGACUUUGCCCGGCUUCGGCUGAAGGGGAUGAAGGAUGACGACUAUGAUGACCAGCUCUGCUAGGAAGGGGGGCUGGAGGAAGGGAGUGGAUGGUGCUGGAAGAGGUAGGGGCAGGACCAAGACCCCACUGUCACUGGGGGGUUGUCCCAGCCUCUUUUCCCUUCCCCUCCACCUGGCAGCUUCUUCAACCAACCCCUUCACUCUCUCUCUCCCAUCCCCCCAAGAUAUGCACUGGACCCAUCUCUUGCUGAAUGUGGGCAUUAAUUUUUUGACUGCAGUUCUGCUUCUCCAGCCCCGCAGUGGGUGGCAAGCUGUGUAUACCUAAUUUUUCUGGAAGGGUACAGUGAAAAGAAGAGUGAUAGGAGGGAAAGGGGGAGACAAAACUCCCACAUUCAAGCUCACACCAAAACCUCCCAUGCUCACUCUCUCUGCCUCCAUUCCUUCAAGAGGAGACCCUUCAGGACAAGGCCGUUUCUUUGUUUCUGUGCAUAAAGAAGAAAAUAAAUCUUUUACUAGGCAUGA
Callithrix jacchus (white-tufted-ear marmoset) is the source of this 1776-nucleotide messenger RNA. It is a transcript of the gene ARRB2, whose product is annotated as arrestin beta 2. NCBI's taxonomy places the organism in Eukaryota, Metazoa, Chordata, Mammalia, Primates, Cebidae. The record is from RefSeq and is a predicted model, not a curated record. Gene Ontology annotation, biological process: positive regulation of ERK1 and ERK2 cascade; signal transduction; G protein-coupled receptor internalization. Gene Ontology annotation, molecular function: angiotensin receptor binding. Gene Ontology annotation, cellular component: cytoplasm.